AUGUCCCUCCUCUUCAAGCACCUACGCGUCCACCAAAUUUUCGGCGCCAACACCGACGUCGGCAAGACCAUCUUAACCACUGCGCUUGUUCGCGCGUCCACGGCACUCAGAAAUGAGGUGUUCUAUCUCAAGCCGAUAAGUACAGGCUCGCCGCAAGACGCAGAUGACGAACACAUCAAGCAAUUCGCAUCCCCCAAGGUCCAUACAGAGUGUUUAUAUCGGUUCCAUGUGCCUGUCAGUCCUCACCUUGCGGCUCAAAUGGCGGCUGGAGACGAGUCUCAAAAAAUUGUGUCCGACAAAACCUUCGUUGACUCGGUCAUAAGCUAUGUGAACAGAAGCGCGUCUGCAACCCGGGGACCAGCCCAUAUGUAUGUUGAAACAGCCGGAGGAGUCCACAGUCCAGCACUUUCUGGGACCACGCAAGUCGACUGUUACCGUCCCUUGUUCUUACCCACCAUUCUCAUCGGCGACUCACGAUUGGGCGGUAUCUCCGCAACCAUCUCCGCCUAUGAAUCCCUCCUCCUGCGCGGUUAUAUGGUCGACUCUGUGCUACUGUUCCGUGACGAAUACUACCGCAACAGCGAGUACUUGACGCCGUAUUUUGCCGAACGAGGGAUCGAUGUGGCUGCUUUCGCCCACCCACCACCCGUCAGCCCAGAUCCAAGGGAGAAUUUGGCGAUCACCGACGAAUAUUACAAGUCGUUGGAUAUGGGAAGUGUGCAACGUGUGUUGACGGAGCGUCACCAACAGCGGAUCGACCAAUUGGACUCGAUGCCGCGUCGUUCCAUGGAUGCAUUUUGGUGGCCGUUUGUUCAGCAUGGUCUCGUCAAGAACGAAAAGGAUGUCACAGUCAUUGACAGCGCCUCGAACGACUUUUUCUCCAUUUACAGCCAGAGCAGUCAAGACUCUUUACUCUCCCCCCAAUUGGACAGUUCGGCAUCAUGGUGGACGCAAACAUUAGGACACUCCCAUCCCUCCUUAACCCUUGCUGCAGCUCGUGCGGCCGGACGAUACGGUCAUGUCAUGUUUCCUCAGGCAACACAUGAGCCUGCCUUGAAACUUGCUGAAAGGCUGUUGCAUCAUGGUCCCGGGCGGAAUUGGGCCUCUCGAGUGUUUUUCUCCGACGAUGGGUCAACAGGAAUGGAGGUUGCUCUGAAAAUGGCACUGAGGGCGUAUUCUGUGCGAAUGGGACUGCAGGGUAUCGAUCGUAAGAACUUGGGCGUUCUUGGGCUCAAAGGCAGCUAUCAUGGCGACACAAUUGGGGCGAUGGACGCGUGUGCGGAGGAAGGAGUGUAUACCUGUGAAUGGCACAAUGCCAAAGGGUUUUGGUUCGACCCCCCGACGAUUUCAAUCCAAACAGGCGUCCCAGUCAUUUCACUUCCUUCGGUCCUCGCAAAAGCUGCCGCGCCAUCAGAUACUUGUGCCCCAUCCGACUCUAUUGCUUGGGUCUACGAUAUGCCAGCUCGCCUAGAGACAAGACUCGCUCAAAGUUAUCGAACAUAUAUUUCACAGACACUUGACAGUCUUGAACAAUCUGGUGGGCCGCGUCUUGCAGCUCUGGUGCUUGAACCUCUUGUUAUGGGUGCUGGAGGGAUGCUUUUCGUUGACCCCCUUUUCCAACGUGUCCUCAUUGAUGUGGUCCGUUCUCGUGAUUCUGCGCCGGAAUCCAAGACAGACUGGCGUGGCCUGCCUGUUAUAUUCGACGAGGUUUUUGUUGGACUCUAUCGUCUCGGAGCGGAGAGCACCAUCCCAAUUCUGGGUGUUAACCCAGAUAUCUCCGUUCAUGCCAAAAUCCUCACAGGGGGCCUCGUACCGCUUGCGGUCACCAUGGCAUCGGACUCCAUUUUCCAGGCAUUUGUCAGCCAAGAUAAGGCGACAGCACUGCUACACGGUCAUUCGUAUACCGCGCAUGCUGUGGGCUGUGAAGUUGCAAACGAAACUUUGAAGUUGAUCGAGAAGGAGAGCCAGAGCGCGGCCUGGAACGAGGCAAAAGACAAAUGGGGGAACAGUGCUGCUUGGAGUUUAUGGGACCCAGAGUUUAUCAGGGCCUUAUCGUCACUCGACAAAGUCUCAGAAGUGAUGACACUGGGUACCGUUCUCGCGGUCAAAAUGAAGGAUGCCAAAGGAGGCUACGUCUCUCAUUCUGCACAAACACUGCUUCAGGACCUGAAAAACAGCAAAGUUGGUGCUAAAAACACGUAUCCGCCGUUUAGUGUGCAUUAUCGGACGCUCGGCAACGUGGCCUAUUUCAUGACCAGCCUGAAUACAUCCCCAGAAACGAUUCGCGCACUUGAGGAAAAGAUCUGGACAGCGUUGCAGUCCGAUUCAGCUGAUGAAGAGCGUCGUAAUAGACAUAUAUAG
This is a messenger RNA of Mycena indigotica, 2361 nucleotides long. Its product is annotated as PLP-dependent transferase. NCBI's taxonomy places the organism in Eukaryota, Fungi, Basidiomycota, Agaricomycetes, Agaricales, Mycenaceae. Gene Ontology annotation, molecular function: dethiobiotin synthase activity; pyridoxal phosphate binding; S-adenosyl-L-methionine:8-amino-7-oxononanoate transaminase activity. Gene Ontology annotation, biological process: biotin biosynthetic process. The record is from RefSeq and is a predicted model, not a curated record. Gene Ontology annotation, cellular component: mitochondrion. The transcript is spliced from 5 exons. The coding region runs from base 1 to 2361 and encodes 786 amino acids.